This is a messenger RNA of Pseudogymnoascus destructans, 2069 nucleotides long. RefSeq lists its product as uncharacterized. NCBI's taxonomy places the organism in Eukaryota, Fungi, Ascomycota, Leotiomycetes, Thelebolales, Thelebolaceae. The coding region runs from base 60 to 2057 and encodes 665 amino acids. The transcript has a single exon. Gene Ontology annotation, cellular component: mitochondrion. The record is from RefSeq and is a predicted model, not a curated record.
GGAACCAAUAAACGCACAAAAACGACUUCAAUGAAGCUGUAGUGUACUGCAUUUUAACAAUGGCGGGUAUACGAGCAGGAUCCAAACUAUCUGUAUCUGCUGGAAGAGUUGAGCUCUUUGCUGGCAUUGAUUUGCCACACUUUCUCUGUCCAGCCUUGCUCUCAAGCACCCGGUCCCUUACCCGAUUUAAGGCGUCUUCUCGCGCUCUGCAGACGCCCUCGCAGCGAUCACAAACACGAUGCCUCUCUAUACUACCCCGGGCGGCAGCAGUUAAAGAUUAUUCACGCUUUGAAAACCGCGUCCCCGAAUUACCACAACGAUGCGCCGGGUGCGGGUCGUUUUCCCAAACCUCCGAUGCCACUGCACCCGGUUUCUACACCUUGACAAGGAGAUCAGUGGAGGCCUACCUGCAAGGAGAAGCGAAAGGCCUUGCCAAAGGCCAAUCUGUGGACGCCCAUGCGCUCGAAUCUGCAUUGGGCCGAGUUGAUGGGACUGUUCUCGACUCACUGAAGACCCAGGCAGUUGUCCCAGCACAAAAUAUCGCAGAUCCUGUCUGUGAUCGCUGCCACAAACUCAAACAUCACCACUCGGGACAAUCUAUACAGCAUCCGUCCAUCCAAUCGAUCCAAGACACGAUAUUAGAGUCACCUCAUAAAUAUAACCACAUAUACCAUGUGGUUGACGCGGCAGACUUCCCGAUGUCCUUGGUACCUGGGUUAUAUCAACUACUUCAUUUAACACCUCAACGAUCCAUGAAUCGGCGUUCGAAAACAGGCCGAUUUUACCAUGGCAAGAAGACUGAAAUAAGCUUCAUUAUUACUCGCUCGGAUCUCCUAGCCCCUGUUAAGGCUCAAGUCGAUUCGUUGAUGCCACGCUUGGUUGAAAUAUUGAGGGAUGCCCUUGGGUCAUUGGGGAAAGAUGUCCGACUUGGAAACGUGAGGUGUGUUAGCGCACGUAGAGAUUGGUGGACGAAAGACUUGAAAGAGGAUAUCUGGGAACGGGGUGGCGGGGGUUGGAUGGUUGGAAAGGUGAACGUCGGCAAGAGCAGUCUUUUUGCGAGUGUCUUUCCUAAAGGGAGGCGCGGGGCUGCUCACCAAGUCCCAUCAUUUUCGACGCCGACCUCGAAGCCUAUCAUGGAUACCGCGUUGGGAAAAUACGACAGCUCCCUUGGAGUCACGGGAUUGCUGGACCCCCUGACCCUUCUUCCUCCAGCUGUAGAGGAGGUCGAUUAUCCUGCCAUGCCUUUGGUCCACCCAUUGCCGGGUACAACGGCUUCUCCUAUCCGGGUUCCUUUUGGCGGAGGGAAAGGCGAGUUAAUAGAUCUUCCUGGCCUCGCCCGUGGCGACCUUGAAUUGCAUGUUCAAGAACCUCAUCGACUGUCCUUGGUAAUGCGAUCUCGAGUGGUUCCAGAGCAGCAGGUCAUUAAGCCUGGCCAGUCUCUUCUACUUGGCGGUUUUAUUCGCAUUACUCCGGUUGGCCCAGAAUGCACAAUUCUUGGUUAUGCGUUCACACCAAUAUCAUCACACCUAACAAGUACGGAGAAGGCUAUCGGAAUUCAAACGCAGUCGCUAGAGACAGGGGUUGAGAAUAUUUCUGUUACCGGGACUGGCGAAAAGAUCAAAUCUGCGGGUACGUUCCAACUCAAAUGGGAUGUAACGAAGCAACGGUCUGGGCCUAUUACCGCAUCAGAUGCAGCGGGUAUCACGGCUGAUAGGCUGCCGUAUUGUAUAUUAUCUACGGAUAUUCUCAUUGAAGGUUGCGGAUGGGUGGAGCUUGUAUGCCAGGUGCGCAAAAGGCAAUUAGAGCCUUCCGGCGUACUGGGUGGAAAUGGGAAUGACGACAGCAACAGCCUCGAACAAGCCUCUGCCAAUGUUAACUGGCCUGAAGUAGAAGUUUUCAGCCCUGACGGCAAAUUUAUUGCAUCGAGGAGGCCACUAAACGGCUGGCUGAAUGGAGGGCCAAAAAAACCUAACUCCAACGUCAAAGGUCGGCCCCGGAAGAGUAUGAAGGGUGCGAAAAAGAGGAUGAAGACUGCCAUGAGGGAGGCAAGCCGCUAGUCAUAGAGGGGU